Juglans microcarpa x Juglans regia is the source of this 1445-nucleotide messenger RNA. Its product is annotated as E3 ubiquitin-protein ligase RING1-like. Gene Ontology annotation, molecular function: ubiquitin protein ligase activity. The transcript has 2 exons. Gene Ontology annotation, biological process: protein ubiquitination. The coding region runs from base 12 to 929 and encodes 305 amino acids. The record is from RefSeq and is a predicted model, not a curated record. Gene Ontology annotation, cellular component: cytoplasm. NCBI's taxonomy places the organism in Eukaryota, Viridiplantae, Streptophyta, Magnoliopsida, Fagales, Juglandaceae.
GAUCGUAAACAAUGUCACUGGUGCUCGGCGGGUCUCGUUUCACAGCAAAUGGAAUCCGAAGGGCAAGAACCUUCCAUUACUUCUGGUGUCAAAAUUGCCGACAUAUUGUGAGGAUUCCCUCCACAAACCUAUACGAAAUAUGUCCCCAAUGCUUCCAUGAGUUAUAUCUUCAGCUGGAGGUGUCAAUGCAUAGGCUUGUCACUGAUUCCAGGGGCCCAGAACCCUCCCCUGCGACUCGCCUACUUGACCCAUCUACGAGGCAUAGUCCAAAUACUGGUUUUGAUCGGAGAUUUGAAUGGUUAUCAGAAGUUGAAGAUGAGCCGGUUCAGCAAGCUUGGAUUACCCUUGAAUUCGUCCGACCGCCUCGUCCUCCAAGACCCAUUUCGCCAGCAGAAAAUAUGUUUGUCCGGGACAAUAACGUUAGCGAUGCCAUGUCUGGGGACGCGCUAUUGGAGUUCACUGAAGGGAUGGUUUGGCAGAAUGACUGGCCAGGACCUCCUCCCACCGCCGCUUCAGCCAUUGAAGCCUUGCCAAGGGUGAAACUCACGCAAAAGCAUUUGGACAACGACCCGAGUUGCCCAGUAUGCAAGGAAGAGUUUGAUCUUGGUGGAGAAGUCAGAUUGAUGCCGUGCAAGCAUUUCUAUCACUCUGAUUGCAUUGUCCCUUGGCUGCGGAUCCACAACACUUGCCCUGUUUGCCGCUAUGAGCUGCAAGACGAUUCCAACAACGAUCUUGAAGACACAGAUGAUGAAGAUUUUCGCUUUGAAGACGUGCCAGAUUGGUUGAACUGGUUAUGGAGUCGGCUGUUCUCUCUGUGGCCUUUCCGUUUAGUGUUGGAUUUGUCACAUCGCUACCUUGAUUUCGAAGAUGCUAGCUCAGCCUCUCAUGAUGGGGGUAGCUCCUGGUGGCGCUCUUGGCUCAUUCUAUAGCCUUGUUUAUAUCACUGCCGGUGCUAAAAACGGUUUGUGUGAGGCUCUAUAAUUUACAAUUAUGUUGCUUUUAAGACAGGUAAAAAUAUUAACUUUGGUAAUGAUUAACAAGAUAUAACAGAGGAAAAGACGAUGAAGCUUGGCAGGUAAAUGUUCUGUUCUUUAACUAAAUCAUCCUAAUGAUUUCAUUUUCCCAAUAUUUCUAACAUAAUUUAUUCGAUUUUUGGAAACUGAUCGAUCUAUACCAGUGAUGUAGGACGUCAAAAUUGUUUCAUUUAAACAAUUUUCGCAUGUUCAUUAUGUUAAAAUGUCACUUAUUAUUGUUUCUUGAUCUUGACAUCAUGUUAUCUGCAAUCUAUUUAACACCUUUUUUCCCCUCCCUCUGACCAUGUUGCAGUUUCUGAUUUUCAUGAAGGUAAUUUUAGCUUUGAGACCUUCAUUAACUUGAUGGAUUUAGUUUCAGGAACGGUCGUGUGCCUUGCAUAAUAAACUAUCGUGGAUUCAAUCUCGAGUGGA